CUCACGCCGAAUUCACCCAUACAUCUUCAGCGAACAGCUUUCCAGUGUGUCGUAGUUCCUGUGCCAACGAUUGAACGCUGUCAUUCGAUGCCGCAUACAAUUCUACUAGCCCGCACCACUGGACACUGGCCAGUUGAGAAAAACAAACUUCAAGUCGCGAAGUACAGAUCGUUCCAUACGUGAUUGGCGCCACUUACCUCUAACGAGAACUCUGAGACAGUUGCGGCGUUUCUCAGUCACACCAUCGCAGGUCUGCCAUAUAUUACCGGACAUGUCUCAGACGUAGUAUGUCUGAGCUGACCUAGGGACUAGACUAUACUGGUCCGGUAUCUCGGGCCAUGCCCGAUUACCUCGUCCUCAGCGUGACAUGUGCCUGUGCCACGCUCAUUUUUCUUUGGUUCGUAGCUCGCAAGAGGGGCCCUCCCCUCCCCUUCCCCCCAGGACCUAAAGGGCUUCCAAUCAUUGGAAACUCUCUUGGUAUUGAUCUGAAAACCCCACAAUUCACGUAUGCUAAGUGGGGAAAUAUAUACGGGGAUGUUGUGUACUUUAACGUGUUUGGCCAAGGCUUCGUUGUCGUGAACUCGGAAGAGACUGCGCGUCUUCUGGCUGAUAAACGGUCUACUAUUUACUCUGACCGGCCGCAUUCACCAAUAUAUUCAUUGUUCGGCAUUGAUCGGAUGACUCCUGUUAUGCCAUAUGGCAAUGACUGGAGGACUCAUAGGAAGCUAUUUCAUUCUAGCCUCAAAGCUGACGUAGUUCAAAAAUUUCACGACGUAUACCUUAGCAACGCUCGGCAGCUCCGUCACAAUAUACAAUCCGAUCCUUCCAAGUUUUCAGAGCAUUUCAAAUUAUUCUCUGGGCCACUUGCAUUGGAACUGACAUACGGACGGAAAGUAGAAGGCAAGGAUGACGCCACCAUCCAUUUUGUCAGCACGAUAUUCGAUAUGCUGAGCCGGGGAACUACGCCACAAAGUGGUGGUCUGUUAUUGGCGUUUCCUAUAUUGGAGCAUUUUCCAUCGUGGCUCCCUGGACUUGGUUUCAAAGCGGAAGCACCACGUUGCAGAAAGAUGAUUGCAACCAUGGCGGAGCUCCCAUUUCGCGAAGCGAAAACACAAUUAGUAUCCGGUACUUUGCAACAUUGCUUGGUAUCUGACUUCCUCGCUUACGAAGGCGCGGGGGAGUCGGCAGCGAGAGAAGCUGCUGCAGGUGUCUAUCUAGGUAGGCUCACGUUUCAGUCAGCAGUAUGCCGUUCAACGUCGGGGUUUGACUGUCCAUUAGCUGCAGCGGAAAGUACUGCCUCCAUUCUGGAGACGGUUGUCCUAGUAAUGAUCCUCCAUCCCGAGAUACAAGCCAACGUUCACGCAGAGCUCGAUGACGUCAUUGGGAAGGGCGUCUUCCCGACUUUCGAAGAUCGGCCGCGAUUACCGUACUUGCAGGCUGUACUUUAUGAGGUUAUGAGGUGGAAUCCCGUCUUUCCACUAGGUGUUCCUCAUGCAACUACUACAAGUGACAUCUACGAGGGGUACUAUAUCCCAAAAGGAUGUAUCGUUAUUUUCAACGCAUGGGCCAUGUCUCGUGACUGUUCGGAUCCGGAACAUUUCGACCCGAGCAGACACCUUACUCCGGGGGGCCAGCUGACGCCCCAAGCGAAGCAGAACAAUUCUCUUUUCUUUGGGUUUGGCAGGAGGAUCUCGGCGACGAUGCUUUCCGCUUUCAGGUUUGAGAAGGCCAAGGAUGAGUCUGGGAAAACUAUUCAAGUGGAGCCAUCAUUUACCGACGGACAGAUCAGUCAUCCGGUACCUUUUGAAUGUUCCAUCACCAGCAGAAUGUGAGUAAUCGAUGGUGUAAUGGACAUAUAUAAUGUAUGGAGUGAAACGCUGUUCCGGAGUGGGGGAGAACUUAUGAUUCGUAAUCGAUACUACGAUGUCUCAUGCCGAUAAAGCUUACCUGUAACGGGGGAAAUUGUUUCGUGAAUUCUAAGAAAAUGACACAAAUUCUGGCUGAAAAGUGGACAACCAUUUAUGUACUCAAACCGCUCACGUUCGCCUCCUGAUCGACUGCAAAUCCCCCGGGGUACAUGCUUACCUCCUUACUGCUUGGUCCAACGGCAUAUUACUCCUCUGAAACAGCUAGUCAACUCGUCAGCGGCAGGCUUCAUUCUUGAUGCAGGACCCCGCACCCAGCUUGGGCGUGAAUUAACGGCACGACAUUGUGUACUGUGUCCCUCAAU
Pisolithus orientalis is the source of this 2230-nucleotide messenger RNA. RefSeq names its product cytochrome P450. The coding region runs from base 339 to 1832 and encodes 497 amino acids. The transcript has 15 exons. NCBI's taxonomy places the organism in Eukaryota, Fungi, Basidiomycota, Agaricomycetes, Boletales, Pisolithaceae. Gene Ontology annotation, molecular function: heme binding; iron ion binding; monooxygenase activity. The record is from RefSeq and is a predicted model, not a curated record.